Molecule: messenger RNA, 2586 nt
Organism: Kwoniella botswanensis
Lineage: Eukaryota; Fungi; Basidiomycota; Tremellomycetes; Tremellales; Cryptococcaceae
Exons: 17
Coding region: 1-2586 (861 amino acids)
Cellular component (GO): cytoplasm
Molecular function (GO): glycerophospholipase activity; metal ion binding
Source: RefSeq, a predicted model, not a curated record
AUGGCAGCUCCACCGCCAGACGCUCCCCCUCCAGAGACACCACCAUUAUUACCUAUCCCCUUUCUCGAUUAUCGUUGGGUCCACGCCGGCGCACAGCAUCUCGACCUUCUACCUACACCUAUCACCUCUGCGUCCACCACCUACAAAUCAUUCUCGCAGAGCGAGUCACUCAGGAUAGAAGAACGAUGGAUCCAGCUGUCUGACGAUGAGAGACGAAAGGUAAUAAGGGAAUGGGGAAGUAUGGAAGGUGAAGGUGCUCCAGCUCGAACUAAGAAGAAGGAAAAGGAAAAGGACAAAGCAAGGAGGGAGAGCGUCACCAGCGUACAUUCUGUUGGUUCGACAAGUUCACAUCCAUUGGAUGAUAAAGUGAAAGAGAAAGAAAAGAAGAGUAACGGAGACGUACCUGAUAAAGAACAUAUAAGAUCAGGUGAAGAACAGAGUAGAGCGGAAGAAGAAUAUUCAGAUAGUACGGAUCAGAAGUAUAAGGAGGUCAUUAGUAAAGUGCAGAGGGAAUAUGAUGAUUAUGAAGUGAUUCGAGGAGUACCUGUCAGCCAGGACUCGCUCUUCGAGGUAUCGUUACCGACUUUAUCGUUACAUCCUGUCUUUUGGGCUCAUACGGGGUCAAGGGUACCUGUUUUAAGAGGUACAUGGUUUGUCGAGAAUGAAACACGGCCUUGCUCCUGGGAGCUGGCAGAGGAGAUUGAAAGAGCAUACCUGGAAAUUCAACCUUGGCAACCAUCAUACAAGCAUGAACUGGCUACUGCUUUAUCUCUAGGCACAGCCGGAGAAGAAAAGCUCAAAUACACUCUUCCUUCCAAAUUCGGUCACGGGUUAGGUAUAAUUUUCGAAGAUGGGGAAAAGGGUCGACUGAUAACUACGGGCGCCUUGACUUAUCUUACUCGUGCAUUCUGGGCAUCGCUCAGAGCUAAACCAUCUGGUACCUAUGUAUACCGGGGUUUUGGUCCGGCGGCAGCAGCAUCUGGUAAAGAUAAAGAUAAAAUGGAAACUUCUCCCGGAAGAAGUCGACCUCAUUCUCGUCGGGGUAGCAAUAGUAGUCAGCGGUCUGGAAUAAUGGAAAAAUCACCUUCCAUGCAUCAUCGAGCUUUGUCCAAAGAUAAAUCACACAGAGAUCAUCUUGGUGAUAGGGACGAAACUGUCGUGGGUGCUGCAGUCAAAGGUCUAGGUCUCAGUGCUGGUGAAACCCUCAGUGGAGUUAAGAAGAGCUUGGACGAUUUGAAGGAUGACGAAAGACGGAAGCGUCCAGUAGGGCUGUCUGCGGAUACUAGAGAUGCGUUGGAAGAGGAGAAUGCGCCCUUGGUCGAUGCAGAAGAAGAUGAUGCUCCUUGUACCGAUCUAAUUUUGGUCAUACAUGGUAUUGGUCAACAGCUUGCUACACAGUAUGAGGCGUAUAACUUCGUAUAUGCUGGAAAUCAACUACGUCAAGUCUUGAGGAAACAAUCAUCGAAUCCCGCUCUUGCAUCGAUAAUUCGAGAUCGUCGAUGUCAAAUCCUACCCGUGCAAUGGCGUACAUCGAUCGAUCUCGAUGACGAGAAGACCGAUGAGGACAGAGAGCAUGGCAUGGACAAUCGUUUCACCAUAGCAGAUAUAACGAUGAACAAGUCUAUACCAUAUGUGCGAGAAUUGACAAAUGCUGUGCUUCUCGAUAUUCCUCUCUACAUGUCGCACCAUAGACAGAAGAUGAUUGAAGCAGUAUGCCUCCAGGCCAACAAAUUAUAUCGACUAUGGAUCGCUCGAAAUCCUGAGUUCGAAAAGUAUGGGAAAGUUCACAUCAUAGGUCAUUCGCUCGGGUCUGCCUUGGCUUCACAAAUCCUGUCUAAUCAACCUACAAAGAUGCCAACUUUAACUCAGCUCCCGAAACAAGUGAUUACUCAAACUCGAGAUCGAUUCCUGUUCAACACGAGCAAUCUUUUCCUAUGCGGGAGCCCUUUGGGAAUCUUCUUGCAUUUAGAGCAAGCUCAAUUGAUGCCUAGAAAGGGUAGAGAGAGGACAAUGCACUCACCUCAAGAUGAAGCUCUGGACCGAGCGGGGAAGUAUGGAUGCUUGGCGAUCGACUCAUUGUACAACAUAUUUUACUACACCGACCCUGUAGCUUAUCAACUCAAUGCCGCUGUCGACGUGAAGCUGGCAGCUCGUCGGCCUCCCUUGGCUAUAACCUCAGUCACUGCCCCUUUCUAUGCUCCUGUCACAGAUAGUUUCAGCUCGAUCUCCAAGUAUCUACCCUCUUACUUGGUUGGAACUACAUCCGGCGAGAAGAAAGCUGCUCGUCCAGGUGUGAUUCGUUUACCUAGUGGGAUUGAGAUGUCGGGACCAAGUGGAGAAGAGAGAUUGGAAGGUACGCGGGGCGAACGCAGGUUUUCAGCGUUAAACCCUCACGGCAAUGUCGAUUUUUACCUGCCGUCAGCAGGUGUGAGCGAAUACUUAGACAUGAUCACUGCUCAUCUGUCUUACUGGACUGAUCCUUCCUUCGCGGCUUUCCUUCUUGCCGAAAUAUUCUCUACGCGUUUGGACCUGAUGAGAACAGGUAUGGGAUUGGCUGAGCAGGUGAUGCCAGAGGGUACGGCAUAA